AUGCUGAAAAAUCAGCAAAAUGGGAUAUUUGUAAGGACGACGCUGGAUUUUAAGAAGGAUUUGAGGUAAGUCACCAAGUUACCUUCCCUCCCCAUUAAAAGCUUUGAGAAAUUUGCAGAUGUCAAAAGCUCACCGCACUUUCACAUGUUUUUGUGAAAAAUGGCGAAAUGUUGGCGGCGAUCAGUGAUCGAUUGCUUUUACGACAAUCCGUAUCGAAUUCCGAACGACCGCAAGAACUUGCGCUGCCGAUUCAAGCGCCCGACGCAAUUCAACACGUGCAUCUCGCAUUUUCCGGAUUCCAUGCGCUGGUUUCCACGAGGCAGGGCAACAAUUUCUAUAUUCAUAUGAAAACGAGCACGGUGCAUCAUAUAAAGAAGCUGAAGACGCAAAUAACAGCGGUUGGGUGGAAUCCGGAAUUUCUCAAAGAAUCUGAAACCGGAUCGAUUUUGUUGGGGACAUCACAAGGGGGAAUCAUUGAAUUAUCGAUUACUAGCACGGGAAUUGUUAAUGUGCUCAAAGAAUUGACCCCACAGCUCCAGGCUCAAGGGAGUGAGCAAAAGCUGAGUGCGCAAGGCUCGCCAAUCUCUGAAAUUCAACUGUUUGUGGCCGACGAUGAUCCGAAGGCCAAAAAAUGGCUUGUAAUAAUCACACAAUCUUCAAGAAUCGUCCUACAAUCUGCAGUUUUGGAGCAAAUUGUGCAAAGAGCAUCAGGAUUCACCAGCUCUGCAUCACUUCAAAGUGGAUUUAUGAGUUUGCAAGAGAUGCCUACGACAAUGUUCCACACGUUAUUUCAAUCAAAGGAUGCGAAUUGUCAUGUGAUAAAUGCGACAAAACUCACCGAGAAGUUCAAAAAUCGGGCGAGUCUAGUGUUCUAUCCGGAAAACGCGGAGCCUAAACGAUACGCGUGGAUUUCGCCGGAUGGAGUUACGAUCGGAAAAGUGGAUGUUUUUGCCGAGAGAAUUCAGGAUGUGCUGAUUGAGGAGAUGAAUUUGGAACAUCGAUUGAUUGAGGGCAGAUGGGAAUCACCGUUGGGCGCAGUUUUGACCGAUUAUCAUGUGAUUUUGGCGUUUUCGACGAGGGUUUUGGCGAUUUCUCUGUUGACGCCCAAUAAUGUGGUUUUUGAGGAUGUUUGGGGAGCUGUGAGUGUUUUGGGGAACUUUUUUUUGUGAAUCUUAAGCUACUUAGAGUUUCUAGAAGUUUUUGUGAUGAAAAUGAGCAUUUCCAGCGUUUUCAGCGCGAAAGAUAUGAAAAUGAUAACCUCCCGGGAGCAUUUUUGGGCUGAAAAUGACGAAUUCACUGAAAAUGGGUAUUUUCAGCGUUUUCAGCGCGAAAAAUUGAAAUUUUUGAGCCAAGAUAUGAAAAUGAUAACCUCCCGGUAGCACUUUUGUGCAGAAAACAUUUUCUGGAUCAAGUUUUUGGGCUGAAAAUGAUGCAUUUACUGAAAAUGGGUAUUUUCAGCGUUUUAAGCGCGAAAAAUUGAAUCAAUCAACCUAAGCUAACUUUUCUGAAAAUCUCUAGCAUUUUAGAAAAAAAACCUUUGAAUUUGCCACGUCAUAACUCUCUUCAGAGUUGAGCUAACUAGUUUUUGACAACAGGAAUAUGAUCAGCACCUUAAAAUCCACCAAAAAAAUAUUUUUCCAGGAAUUCGGUCAAGCUCUCGGGCUCUCAUCUGAUCCAUCUUCCGAAUUCAUGUGGCUCUACACAUCCACUGGCUUCACAAUGAAAUAUCGAUCGAACGAUGAGGCGAGAUAUGUUUGGCGAAAAUAUUUGGAGCGGCGAGAAUAUGCGAGAGCUCUGCAAAUUGCUCGAACACGAAUUUCGAUCGAACCAGAAGCCUAUGAAUUGGUGUUGAGAAAACAGGCCGAUUGGUAUAUUGAGGAGAAAAAGUUGGUUUUUUUGGGGGGAAAAUUCUCAAAUUUUCUCAAAAUAAUUUUUCUAGUAUAUUUUGACCAGCUAAUCAUGAUCCAGUUGUCAGAAAUUAGUUAGCUCAACUCUAAAUUGAGUUAUGACUUGGCAAAGUUUCGGAUGAUAUGAGCAAUGCUUUUGUUUAAUAAAAAAUCUAUAAAUUCGAAAAAUUUCAGCAUUUUUGAUAAUCUGAAGUUUUCUUGAAAUUUUCAGAAUUAUAAUAAAAAUGUAUAAAUUUUUAGCUGAAAAUCCUAUAAUUCUGAAAAUUUCAAAAUUAUUUUAAUAUUCUAGAAUAUUGAAAAGCCACGUGGCAAAGUUUUGGGAACUCUACAAAGCUAGUAUGAGCAAUGAUUUUGUAUAAUAAAAAAAAUGAAAAUUUAUAAAUUUUGAGCUGAAAAUCUAGAAUUCUGAAAAUUUCAAGAAAACUUCAGAAGAUGAAAAAGCCACGUUGCAAAUUUGUUCUGUUUAGAAAAAGAGAAGAAUUGAGCUUUUCUUCAAUUUUUAGCUGAAAAUCCUAUAAUUCUGAAAAUUUCAAAAUUAUUUUAAUAUUCUAGAAUAUUGAAAAGCCACGUGGCAAAGUUUUGGGAACUCUACAAAGCUAGUAUGAGCAAUGAUUUUGUAUAAUAAAAAAAAUGAAAAUUUAUAAAUUUUGAGCUGAAAAUCUAGAAUUCUGAAAAUUUCAAGAAAACUUCAGAAGAUGAAAAAGCCACGUGGCAAAUUUGUUUUGUUUAGAAAAAGAGAAAAAUUGAGCUUUUCUUCAAUUUUUAACUGAAAAUCCUAUAAUUCUGAAAAUUUCAAGACAAAAAUUCCACGUGGCAAAAAAUCAUAAAUAUGAAAAAUUGAAUUUUGAAGAGUUGAGCUAAGUGGUUUCUGACAACGGGAUCAUGAUCAGCGCCUUAAAAUCUAUGAGAAAAAUUUUUCUGAAAGUCGCCAGGUGGGCUCGAACCCGUGACCUCCAAGCUAGCGAUCUAGGCAUUAACCAGCUACACCGUUUUUGCGCCCCGGCUCCGCGCGGAGCUGAUUUUUAGUGCAUUUUGAUCAGCAGCUCAAAAUCUACCAGAGAAUUCUGAAAUAAAAAAAAAAUCUUCCAGCUACACCGCCGCCGCUGAAAUCCUCGCCCAAUCCAGCGAACCCUUCGAAAGCAUCGUCCUAAAAUUCCUGACCAACGCCGACGAGCGAAAAAUGGGCCUAAAAACGCUACUCGACAAAAAAUUGGAAAAACUCACGCGCAGUGAGGACAAAAUGCGACGCGACGCCUUGGUUCUCUGGCUCUUCGAAAUCCAGUUAAGCGAACUCGCCGAAAUGCGAAGAAGUAAGGGAAAAGAGGCGGAAAUCAAGGAUACAGUGGAUCAUGUUCAACGAUAUUUCGUCAGGAAACAUGUUUUUGAGUCAAUUCAGAAUAAUACUGAAGCGGUUUAUCGAAUUUGCAUCUCUCAUGUUGAUUUUGACAUGCAAUUGUAUAUUGCAAACACUGUGAAGGACACCAGAACCAUUGUGAAUAUUCUAAUGCUCCGCGAGCAAUAUGUCGAAGUUCUUGAUGUGCUCAGAACUUGUCCUGUGGAAGAUCUAGCUUAUGAGAUGGCUCCGCUGUUAAUUGAGCAUAUUCCAAAGCAACUUAUCGGGUUUUUUGUGCAAAAUAUUGAUCGGAUUCGGCCGGAAAAGCUCACAAGUACUUUGGCUUUGUGUAUGAAGAAUCAGGAGAUGGCGAUUGCUGCUAUCAAAUAUCUAGAGAUUAUUAUGAGCUCUUCAAGGCAUAGAUUAUCCAAAUUCUUGCACAAUUUAUUUAUCCAACUCAUGGCCAAGUUCCGCGCGGAAAAGCUCAUUUUAUACCUGAAAAACUACGGGCUCCACAGGGACAAUCUUCCCUAUGAAUUCGAUUUUGCGAUGAGAACUUGUGAGCAAUACGAGAUCAAUGAUUGCAUCAUUCACCUGUUUUGCGUUGCGGAAAUGUACGCGGAAGCGGUUGAAAAAGCGCUGCGCGUUGAUGUGGAACUGGCGAAGAGGUGCGCAAGAAUGAUGGAUGCGGAAGAAGGGUUUUUUGGCGGGGAUGAGGAGGAGGAGAUGGGAGCGGUGGAUUUGGAGAGGAAGAAAAGGAUUUGGAUGAAGAUUGGUGAGUUUUUUGGGCUCUGAGGGAUUUUCUGGGCUUUCCAGGCUUCUAAAAAAGUUUUCUAGACCUUCUACAAAGUCCAGAAGAAGUUCAGGACUUUUAAAAAAUUCAGAAAAUUUCCCUGGGUCUUCUAAAAGAGGUCGAGAUCUUUAGAAAAAUCUGGAAAACCUAUUGGGCUCUCCAGAAAUGCUCCUAGGCCUUCUAGAAUAUUUUUCAGGCUUUGAAGAAAAUCUGGAAGAGCUUUUGGGCUUUCCAAAAAUGCUCCAAUGCUUUUCAGAAAUUUGAAAAUUGAUCCUGGGCUUUCUAGAUCUUCUGGAUGAUUUUCCAAGAUUCUACAAAAUCCAGAAGAACUUCUAGAUUUACUAAAAGCUUUUCAAGAUUCAGAAACAUCUUCUGGACCUUCUAGAAUAUUUUCCAAGCCUCCUGAAAUUUUAUAAACAUAAUCUGGACCUUCUAGAUAAUCUUCCAGGCUUCUGAAACUUAGAAAAUCUACUAGGAAAUUUUGAAUUCUAAAAAAUUCGUGCUAUUUUUUUCCUUGAAAGAAAAUUUCUCAAAUUUUAGCGCCAUUUGUUUCUACCGGAAAUUUGAAUUUUCAAAACCGCUAAAUUAAAUUUUUUCGAUUUUUUGCAACCCGAAAAUAUAUGUUUCAAGAUUUUCUGAUAGAAAAAUUGAGAUUCGCAGUUUUCAGUUAAAUCUUCUCAUCCAUUUUCAUUAUCACACAGUGGAAUAAAAUAAAAAUUUGAAACUUUACAUAUUUUCGAGAAAAAAAUUGAAUUUGAAUUCUAAAAAUUUCGCGCUAUUCUUUGUACCAACAAAAAUGGGUCUUCAAAAAUUCAGAAAAUCUUCUAGACACAUCAAAAAAAUUACCAGCUCUUGAAACAAUUCAGAUUUUCCAGACUUCAAUAAAAUCCAGAUGAAUUCCCGGGUUUUUUAAGAUUAAGAACGUCUUCUAGAUGUAGUUUUCUAGAUCUUUUAGAAUUUACCCACCCCUUGAAAAUCCUAAAUUUUCCAGCAAAACACACAAUCUCCACUGAAAAAGAUGAUAUUCCAAAAUGCAUCAACCUUAUCAAAGAAUCGAAUGAUAUUCUAACAAUUCAAGACAUUCUUCCACUUUUCCCCGAAUUCACCAAAGUCGAUCAUUUCAAAGAAGCUCUAGUUGAAUACCUUCGAAAACAUUCGAAGAAAAUCGAAAAACUUCAAGAUUCCAUGAAAGAUGCGACUGAAACUGCAGCUGAAAUUCGCGAGAAAACUGAGAAGCUCAAAAAUCGCGUGACGAUUAUCAAACCAGGCGAUAUUUGUGCUCAUUGUGCACGGCCUUUGGUUGGCCGCCCGUUUUUUGUGCAUGCUUGCCGUCAUUUUUUCCACAGGGAUUGUCUGGAACUCGCGAUUGUGCCGUUUUUAUGCGAUGAGCAACGAAAUUUGUUGAAGAAAUUGAGCGCGGAAGAGACGCGGAUUUGCGCGCAAAUCGAAGCGGAAAUCAAAGUGGGCAAUAAGAAUGAGGCGUUGGUCAAAGAGAAGAUUUAUGAGAAGGUGGCGAAAAGUAUCUCGAAGGUUAUUGGAACUGAUUGUCCGUUGUGUGGAAAUUCGGCGAUUUUGUGAGUUUUUGAGGGGGGUUUUGGUGACAAAAACGUGGAUUUUUGAGGCCAAAAAUAAAAGCUUCUGGAAAAUUAGAAGUACUGUCUUAUAGAACUACACAAAUUUUUGUCCGCUCACAUUUUUUUUGCAGAAAAAACUGUGAGUUCUUUGAUUUUCUCGGCAUUUUUUUGAAGCUUAAUAUAAAAAUUUUUAGGGCUGAUUCACGAACGAAAAAAAUGUUAAAAAAUGUUUUUUUAACAUUGAAAGAUCAAUUCACGAAAAGUCAAAAAAUGUCGAAAAAACAUUGUAGGUUGAAAUUAGUUUUUCGAGUUUUUCAGCCAAAAAUGAUGACAAAUCUAUAUUUUUUAAGCUUCUGGAGUAAUUUCUGAUGAAAAUAAACUUCGAGAACCCUUCAUCAAAAUUCAAAAUUUUUUCAUUUUACGAAAAAUCAGCAAAACCUUCUGGAAAGUGAAUUCCAAGAUCAAUUUUCAUCAGAAAUUACUCCAAAAGCUUGAAAAAUAUCGAUUUGUCAUCAUUUUUGGAUGAAAAACUCGAAAAACUAAUGUUGACCUACAAUGUUUUUUCGACAUUUUUUGACUUUUCGUGAAUUGAUCUUUCGAUGUUAAAAAAAACAUUUUAAACAUUUUUUUCUUUCGUGAAUCAGCCCUUUUUCUUUAAUUGAAAUUUAUUUUGACUGUGAAAACAUAUGAAAAUUUGGAAACGUCUUUUUUCGAGGCAAGCAUUUUCAAGAAAUUUGAAAAAAAAAUUCUCUCAGCUCAAAUUCAGUUAUGACGUGGCAAAUUUUCAAACUUGAAAUCCGAUUUUUUUCCAGACAAAUCGACGAACCAUUUUUAUCCGAUGAACAAUUUGCGGAGGAGGAAAAUUCGUGGCUCAUAUGA
This is a messenger RNA of Caenorhabditis angaria, 6486 nucleotides long. NCBI's taxonomy places the organism in Eukaryota, Metazoa, Nematoda, Chromadorea, Rhabditida, Rhabditidae. The record is from the annotation of a GenBank genome assembly.